GUCACAACCUCCCCGACUAAAACGAACCUUCAGUCAAGUCAAAGCAGCGACGGAAACUCAGACUUUAUUGCUUUGGUCAACAAAGUCAAGAAAGUGCGCCUGCGCAGUGCUCCCGAUCGAACACACAGCGAGUCGAGUUCCGGUGGCUUCACUCAACCUCAUCAACAACAAGUUUCGAUGACUCCACCGACUCGCAAAUAUGGCCGUCAUGAACGAUUAAAUCUCUUUUGCCAUUCGAACAGAGAGAGCUCUCAGAGUGUAUCUGAUCUCACCAGUAGAAUAGACGCAGGCGCAGCUACGACUACUACUGCUACACUACUUCCGAUCACGGAUGAACACAGAAACAUGUCCCUCGGAACGGUUUCUUCCCUUUCAGAGUCAAAUUUUCUGGCCAGUAAAGUCGACCAUUUCUGUCCGACUGGACGCUGGAGUCAACUUGUCAAUUACCAUGGAAACUGGACUAAACGGAACAACUCCUUUGACAUGGACCAGAACCCAAGGAUUUUACUGACUGUCCAUAAAUUAGACGCAUGGAAAUCGGACCUGGAUACAGUUUUCAGCGGACGUAGUCACGUGAUCAUUUCCCUCCUCCAAGACUACAGGCAUGGCUCUUCGACCGCGAACAACCUCAUCCAGCCGAUUGGAUUCUGUAUUUAUAAGACGAAGUACCCGGAGAAGGACGAGAAGAAGCUUCUUUCCAAGCUGACGUUUGUAAGCAAAGAGAUGUCAAAUGGUGGGUCACGUGAGGUAAUCAAACGGACCAAUCUGGAGCAGGGAAAUUAUUUCAUUGUGCCAUUCUGUUCCAACAAGGAGCAUACUGGCGAGUUCAUAGUUCGAGUCCUGGCUGAGAAGAACGUCAAAGAGGAGAAAUCAGAUUGUAAAUUAUCCUAGAAUGACAGCGAAGAAGAACGAGAAGGAGAAGAAGAGGGAAAAGAAAAA
This is a messenger RNA of Octopus sinensis (East Asian common octopus), 939 nucleotides long. RefSeq names its product calpain-A-like. Gene Ontology annotation, molecular function: calcium-dependent cysteine-type endopeptidase activity. Gene Ontology annotation, biological process: proteolysis. Gene Ontology annotation, cellular component: cytoplasm. Lineage: Eukaryota; Metazoa; Mollusca; Cephalopoda; Octopoda; Octopodidae. The coding region runs from base 178 to 891 and encodes 237 amino acids. The record is from RefSeq and is a predicted model, not a curated record. The transcript is spliced from 4 exons.